Polypterus senegalus (gray bichir) is the source of this 1709-nucleotide messenger RNA. RefSeq names its product low affinity immunoglobulin gamma Fc region receptor II-like. The transcript has 6 exons. Gene Ontology annotation, molecular function: transmembrane signaling receptor activity. The record is from RefSeq and is a predicted model, not a curated record. The coding region runs from base 235 to 1299 and encodes 354 amino acids. Lineage: Eukaryota; Metazoa; Chordata; Cladistia; Polypteriformes; Polypteridae. Gene Ontology annotation, biological process: cell surface receptor signaling pathway.
AGAUUCAGGUGGAGAAGUCUUUCACAGUUCAUGAUUGGGAGUUGCGAGGUGGUGAUUGAUUGCAUUGCCUUCAUGGGCUGGAUCUAGAAGGCCUGGCCAAAAAAAAAAAAAAAGCUGUUCCAGUUGACAGCCAAUGAAGGAUUGGAGUGCCAAAAUUCAAACUGGUGAGAAGGAAGUCAUUGAGAAGAGGAACAGUCACUUUGUGUUGCAAGGGAAAUAGGAUGGACACUAUUGAUGCAGAGGAAAAAAAAGUAUAAACGUUUCGCCUCAACCCUUGGACAAGGGUUGAUUGCAGUGACUUUAUCAGUAAAGGAAGAAGCUUGUCGAAAAGCUACACUAACACUGAAGACACGGCGAAAAACUGUGAAAUUUACAGAUAACGUGACUCUGGAUUGCAGCAUCAAUGGCACCUUUACAGGCUUGACAUAUCACUGGCACAAAGACCAUCAGACAGACUGGGGAGAAAGCAGAGAGAACACAAUCACGAUCCCAUUUGUGACUGAGUCUGACAGUGGACAGUACCGGUGUGCCGCCUAUACCAGUGGCCCGUAUCCUGUUGCUUUCUCCUGUCAAAGUAAUGCUGUUAAACUGAGCAUUCAGGGUCUCUUAACAGCAACACUGAUGCGAAGGGAUCAGAGGGAAUCUGUGUACAUUGGAGAAGACGUGACUCUGGUCUGCAGCAUUGAGAACAGUUAUACAGGCUGGAAAUAUCGCUGGUUCAAAGAUGGAUAUUCAGACAGGUAUAAAAGCAAUGAACACACGUUGACGAUCUCAUCUCUGAAUACGUCUGACAGCGGAGAAUACCAGUGUGCUGCCUACAGAGAUGGCCCUUAUCCUGUUUUUGUCUCCACUGCCAGUAAAGCACUUACACUGAGUGUUCAUGAAAGAAAGGCUGAACUUCAAAUUACUUCAAGCCAUACAGAUGGACGAAUCUUUGAAGGAGAUGAGGUCCAUCUGAGCUGCAAUGUCGACGGAGAUCCAGUUAUGUGGAAAUUUGAGCUGUACAAGACUGGUAACGAAACCCCUUACAGAGUAGAGAUGAAGAAGAAGUUUACCAUCAGCCCCGUGACUCUUUCACACAGCAGGGGCUACAGGUGUCGAGCUGUGAAAGGCCACCUUCACUCGAGAUUUAGUGAUCCCGUUCAGCUACAUGUGUUGGGGUUGUCACUGGAAAAUAAAAUUCGACUGGCUAUAUCUGGUCUGGUGUUGGUUGUACUGCUGAUCAUUGUGGCCGAGUGUUUGUGGAUCAAAGCACACUCAACCUUUAGAUCUAAUGAAGCUGGGUGUACUACAGGAUGAAGGAGGAUCAGAAAGUAACGCAAACUUGUAAAUCAAACUGACAACAAUUUGAGUCUGUGAUUACUUGUGAUGGUUCAAAGAUCAGCAACCACAGGGUUUUGGUCACUCUGCAUUUUUUUUUUGUUAAUUUUAUCAAAAAUGUUUGUUUCAUUUCAGUACAAUGGAAAGAAAUACAACACCUCUAUUAGAGAAGACAUGUUUAACGCUCAGGAGACUUUACAUGUUAAUUUCAUUGUGGAAAUAUGGAACUUGCCUAACAAACUUUUGCUUGAGAACUCUUAAGGAGAUACAAGACCUCAAAGCUCUGACAAAAAAGCGAAGUUGUGAAGGCAAGCCAUGGAUUUCAAGCAGCACUUUCUGCUCUUUUUUAAUAAGUUACACUUUCUUAUUAAAACCCAUAUACACUGUUA